AUGGAAAAUGGGUAUUUGGGGAUCCGCCAAGUUGAUUAUGUCCGAGAUUAUAGAAAUAGGUUUGAAACCUUUUGUCUAAAUUCUACUAGCUUACUAGGACAACACUUAGAGGCGUUUUUCUUGCAAGGCUUAAAGCCUAGAUUUCAAUAUGCAAUUCGUCAGCUUCAACCGAAUGGGAUUUUACACAUGAUGGAUUUAGCACAAUGGAUAGAGGAAGCUAAUGAAUUCAACAGUCGGAGGAGCACUAGAGAGGAUACAAGGGAACAAAGGUCUGGGGCGAGAGAGUUGAUGAUUUUAAGGCUGAGGAGGCUAGAAGAUCAGCUAGAUGGGAGUGGUGUUUAUGACAAACUAGACCUAUCAAAGCAAAACAAUGUAACUGGUCAUAUGGCUUGGGAUCCCGAUGAAGGAAACACAUUUAGAGUUAAAGGCUUGAUUGGUAAGGAGGAGGUCAAGGAACCAAUCAAGGUGACUCUGGAAAAUGGAAUAGAAGUGGACUGUCUAGGAAAAUGCAAAGCUAUAUUGAUCUAUGUUCAAGAGGUUCCAAUAGUAGAAGACUAUCUCCUACUGAAUCUGCCUGACAUGGAUGUUAUUUUGGGUUAUAGUUGGCUAGCAAGUUUGGGAGAUACAUGGAUAGAUUGGCAGAAACAUACUUUGUCCUUCUUGCACAACCAAGAUUGGACUACUAUUAAGGGUAAAGAAGGAGAGUUGAAGCAGUUGAUCAAAAAGAAUCACCAAGUGCUACUUCAUAAAACCUCCAAGGUGAACCCUCAUACUAAACAACAUCUAGUUUUGGUCAUUGGUGCGAGUAACAUCGUUGAAGAGAUUGUAAAGGGGGCUGAUAUAUGGAUUAGUGGCAGUGAAGUUGAGACAAGGAAGGUAGAUGACCCUAGAAUUGUGUUUGGUGAUGAAAUGAGGUCUGACCUUGAUGGCAAGACACGUCUUUCUAGAGUGAGUUAUGAUAGGAGUGGCUGGAUUGUUGAUGAGGAUACAAGGACGAAGAUGUUGAAUUGGAAAGGUUCUCUUAAUGGAAAUAUCAACUACCUACAAAAAAGUGACCUUGACACUAAGGUAUACACAUGGUUGAGGGAGAUCAUUGGAAAAGAGCAAGAUGUUCUAUGGCACAUAGCUGACCGUGCGACACACAAGGAAGUGUUGUGUACUACACGCAAAAGAAGAAUGUUGAGGAGUUUCUGA
Messenger RNA from Arabis nemorensis, 1194 nucleotides. NCBI's taxonomy places the organism in Eukaryota, Viridiplantae, Streptophyta, Magnoliopsida, Brassicales, Brassicaceae. The record is from the annotation of a GenBank genome assembly.